Oncorhynchus kisutch (coho salmon) is the source of this 3558-nucleotide messenger RNA. RefSeq lists its product as uncharacterized. The transcript is spliced from 6 exons. Lineage: Eukaryota; Metazoa; Chordata; Actinopteri; Salmoniformes; Salmonidae. Bases 1496 to 3241 code for a protein of 581 amino acids. Gene Ontology annotation, molecular function: RNA polymerase II cis-regulatory region sequence-specific DNA binding; DNA-binding transcription factor activity, RNA polymerase II-specific. The record is from RefSeq and is a predicted model, not a curated record. Gene Ontology annotation, biological process: regulation of transcription by RNA polymerase II.
UUGUCUCUUACAUUUUUUCAUAUACUGUCUUUGUCCUGUCUGAAGCACCCUGUCAGGCCUGAACAAAUUGCCUCUCUGGGAUUAUUAAAGUUGAAUUGUAAGUUUCGAGAAUUCAAUUUAAGAUUUUUUUGUGCAUCCUCUGCCCAGAGGCAGCGGGCGCUCCGUGUCACGCGACUCGGGAUCGACCUGUGUCGUGCUUUGCUCUCUGGAGCAGGCCGUCGCUCAACAGAGUGAUGAAUGGGGUAGCGUUGAGGUGGAUCAAAUGAAAAUGAAUCUUUCUGGUGUUUGUGAGACGUAUAUCCGGUGGCAAUGGCAAGACUGAGAAUACCCUAUCUGUUUUGUUGAACUAUGACAGAGUUUCUACCUGAUAUGGUUAUCUUAUAUUUGCUAUUCUGUGAGGGCCCAUGUUCCGAACCCUGCUAUGGUGCUUUAGGUGUAAAGGAUUGACAUGUUGCAGCAGUGUCUAGAAGGGAGAGUGUUGGGAGUUGGGAUAGAGAAAGCACUGUGUCAACUGUGUGCCCUGUGAGAGAGAGACAGGUUGAGAUUGACAGAAUUUGAGUGCAGAAAGUGUCCUAUGCCGAGGCAGUGAAGAGAGUAGAGGACAGCCCAAGGGUGAGUGAGUAGGCCUGAAGAGAGAGAUCCAGAAAGGAUGAGUUUUAGUAAAGUAUGGCUUCUUGUGUUUAUUGUUAUGGUUAUUAACUGUCCUGCACUGAUAGAGUGUAAAUCUCAGAAAAUACAGCUAACUACCAAAAUAAUGCAAAGAACUGAGUAAAUGAGGGAUGAAAAGUAUAUUAAAAAGCAGACGCUUCCACACAGGAUGGUUCAACAUGGUUCAACCUUGAGCGCCUGUUUUGGCAUUAAGUUCCAAAAAGUAACUUGCUGACCACUUCUACCAUGGGCAAAUAUGUAUGGAAUAUUUCAUUCAAAUCAAAAAAGGGUUGUGAUUGAAAUCAAAUGGAACGACCCUUCUGUUUUGUAGGUUAUUUGAACACAUACCCCUCAUUAACUCAUUUGAAACAGGCUUGUUUUUAGAGAGACAGUAAACCUAGGCUAGAUCAAAGGACAGUUAAAUAUUAACAGUACUGAGGUGAUGUAGAUGGAAAAGUAAUUAUAUUGUAUUUUAUUCUACUCAUCUUGCUAACACUGUUCUAAGUGAUCUAAGCUUUUAAGACUGAUCUUGAAUAGGAGAUAAGCAGUACCGUAUUUCAAAGAACAGUGCGCAUACGCUUUUCAUUUAGCCACACCCUUUGAGCGACAACAUCCUUUCUCAUCGGUAUAAACGGAAGUAAACAGUAACUAAGAAUACUUUCCACGUUAGCGUUUUUGAUUUAUUUAGACGUUUAUUAACACCCUGGAACUCAAACUAUGGCUAAUUUAACUGCACAGCACCACAUACUUACCCCAUGUAGUCUUUAAUCCUCGUUGGAGACAGGACUUGGAUGGUCAAGAGGUUAGCUAUCUAGGUAACGCUACCUAGCUACUAAGUUAGUUAGCAAUGGCUGCUAACUGUAUGGUUUUUCACACUCAAAUAGCCUCCAUAAUGGAGGUGCUAGCGAAUGCCGCAGUGGCAGAGGUCUGUAAACUCGUAGACGACGACUAUGCAGUCUUUCGUUUGGAAAUUACUCAAAGCCAAAAAGAAACCAGUGCACUGCGGAGGAAACUACAGCUACUUGAACUGAAAUUGUCACGGGAGCGCGUCCUCGCCAGUCGUCCCAGAAGUGUCAAGAUCCUCGAUCGAUACAGAGGAAUGGCAAGAGCUGAAGGAGAUCUCACUGGAGGCCACAAGAGCUUUGUGAAGCCAGCGGGACACAAUACAUGGAGAGAUGACCAACCAAUCACUGUUGAUGAGGGGAGUCGAACCUCAACCCAGCACGUUAUCGUGAUAGAGGAUACAGAGGUUGCAGGUCCUGGGGUCAAGCAGGAGAGGUCUGAAGGAGAGGAGGACCCACAGCACAGCAGAGACAUCCAGAUUGCAGUGGCUGGAGCUUCCCCUGAAGCCAUGGCGGACCUUGCCGCCACGCCCCAGCCCAGGACCCGACGCAGCAUCAUGGAGGAGGAGGAGGGUCCAGAGGUGCUGCUGAUGAAGGAGGAGGGGUGUGAGGAGGGUCUGGGGAAUCCUGAGGGAACCAUGGUCAUGGAGGACAAUCAGACUACACCUCCACCUGAGUCAGUAGACAUGGAGGAUUGGAAGCCUGAUCUGCUGCUCAUCAAAGAGGAGACCAUAGAGGACCGACCAGAGAGCAUUGACCUGCUAAGUGGACUAAAGAUGGGGGAGCAAGGUGGUUGGCUGGAGGAUGACAGGGAAGACUGGGCGGCCAUCUUGGAUUCCCAGACGGGUGCAGCCAAGGGCCCGGUGGACAACCUCACUGACCAGGCCAGGACCAGAGGAGACAUAGUGGAGGACAGUAGAUGGCACAGUGUCCUCAACUCUAGGCUGCGGGACAACACUGUUAACCACAACCAGAAAAAGACAAUUGAGCACAAAACAACAACCAAACUUAGUCUCCAUGACAACAGAUUGUCUGAAACCAGGAUGAGACAUAGAUUUGGUCUGGGGGGGCGGGGAGGUGUCCAUAUGCAGCUGGAGAGAACAGACAUAGACUUGGUUAGCGAUGCUCCAUCCUGCUCCUAUAGUUGUGAUCCAGAGAGAAUGAUGACGCCUCAGGUUAACCCCCUAACAGGUGCUGCCUUCAGCCUGCCUUCUUUAGGAUCUAUCAACUGGAACAUGGACCCUGCGACAACACAGACACUCCCUGGUCUUUGUCCUCCUCACACUCCCCUAAUGUUAAACCAGACCUCAGACAAUGCCAGUGCCUCAACACUAAAUGGCUACACAAGCCCAUUGACAAAUGACAUUAGUAGUGACGGAAUCAGUAAAGGUGUCAGCGCCAAAGAGAAGCGCUUCUCGUGUUCGUUCUGUGGGAAAGUAUUCAGUUUCCCCAAACAGGUGGCGAUCCACCAGAGGAUGCACACGGGGGAGAAACCGUUCGGCUGCCACCUGUGCCGGGCCAGUUUCUCGGACUCGUCCAACCUGAAGAGGCACCAGAGGGUCCACACAGGGGAGAAACCCUACAGCUGCCCCCAGUGUGAGAAGAAGUUCUCCCACCAGCCCCAUCUGAAGAGGCACCUGAAGAUCCACACUGGAGAGAAGCCGUUCCCCUGUAUUCAGUGCGGGAAGAGGUUCUCAGAGAGGGGCUACCUCAGGAUACACCAGCAGAAAAUGCACACCGCCCAUGUAUAGAGUAUAGUGACAAAGUAGUGAAGAUGUGUGUAUUGUAAUGUUGAAUCUUUUCCAAAGUAUUCUAAAAUGAAUUUGAUAAAUGCGAGGGUACCAGAUUUACAGAAAAGUUUGUUACCAUAGUGAGAAAAGUUAUCGUACUAAAUUUUAUGUGAGUGUAUGACCAUUUUGUUUAAAUUAAAUACAAAAUUGACUCUGUGCUGACUGACUAGGUUAUGUAUCAUUGCAGGGACUGAGCUUCCCCUAUCUCAGUGGAACCAAAACAUUGAACUUAAUUCUUGAAUCAUGACAUUUAAAUAAUAAACUCCAAUGGCUCCAUA